AUGUGGACGACUAAGAUAAUUGUGGCAGCCUCAACCGACCCUUCCUCCUCGACCACGGGCCACCACCCUGACGCUUAUCCACCCACACUCGGAGGCCCAGCCAGCACCCUCCACGCCGGCCUCCUCAGCGUCCUGGCCCUCGCCACCCCCCCUCGCGAACGGCCAGCCCCGCCGGACCAGCCCGUCCUCUUCGCCUCCCCCCAGGCCGUCAAACGCCGCUGCAGCGUGGACAAGCCGCUCGGCACCAAUCUUCCCAGGCUCGGGCUUGCCCAACUCGACUACCACAACGCCCUCGCCAUCCUCCCCAUCGACCUCCGCCUUUCCACCCAGCUCAGCCACCUUGCCGCCGCCGAACUCCGCCCGCUCCUCGAGCCCUUUGGACCCCACGUCCAGCCCAGCCUCACCUCCACCGCUACACCACACUCGCCGCAGCCCAACUCCUCCUCCAGCCAGAAGCUCUAA
Puccinia triticina is the source of this 462-nucleotide messenger RNA. RefSeq lists its product as uncharacterized. NCBI's taxonomy places the organism in Eukaryota, Fungi, Basidiomycota, Pucciniomycetes, Pucciniales, Pucciniaceae. The record is from RefSeq and is a predicted model, not a curated record. The transcript is spliced from 2 exons. The coding region runs from base 1 to 462 and encodes 153 amino acids.